GUAACAUCAACGAAAUUUUAAAAAAUUUCGUUCAAGUAAUUCAAACCUAAAUAAUUCAAUCAAAAGAUCCAUUGGAAAUGCAGCACACUUUAAACAAACCUCAAGAACUCUAUCAAACACGAUAUUUUGUAACAUUUAUGCUAUUUUUGGGCAUGGCCAAUGCCUAUGUAAUGCGCACAAAUAUGUCGGUGGCCAUUGUAGCCAUGGUUAAUAACACAGCCAUUACAGAGACCCCAAUGGAACAAUUAGAAUCCGAGUGUCCGGAUGUUAAUCUGACGGCAAUAACUAUAACACAAGAUGGACCUUAUGUGUGGAGUUCUCAACUACAGGGCUAUAUAUUGGCUUCUUUUUUCUAUGGUUAUGUGAUGACGCAAGUUCCCUUUGGUGUAUUGGCUAAACGUUAUGGAGCUCUUAACUUUUUGGGCUAUGGAAUGUUAUUGAAUUCUCUGGUGGCUUUUUUAGUACCAGUAGCUACACGUUUACAUGGUGUAUGGGGUUUGUGUGCAGCCCGUUUUAUACAGGGUCUGGGAGAAGGACCUAUUGUGCCCUGUACACAUGCUUUACUAGCCAAAUGGAUACCACCCAAUGAAAGAUCACGCAUGGGUGCUGCAGUUUACUCAGGAGCACAAUUUGGUACAAUUAUUUCUAUGCCCAUCUCGGGAAUAUUAGCUGAACAUGGUGGUUGGGCUUUGAUAUUUUAUGUCUUUGGUUUGGUGGCCACUAUAUGGUGUUUGGCAUUUUUGCUGUGGGUUUAUGAGGAGCCUAAUACACAUCCUUCUAUAAAAGCUAAUGAAAAGGAAUAUAUUAAUAAUUCUAUAUGGGGUUCUGAGCCUCAGGAAACGCUAAAAUUGCCUUUAAAAGCCAUUAUGAAAUCUUUACCCUUUUAUGGUAUUCUAUUUGCUCAUAUGGGCCAGAAUUAUGGCUACGAAACUUUGCUCACCGAAUUGCCCACCUAUAUGAAACAAGUAUUGAGAUUUUCUUUAAAAUCCAAUGGUUUCUAUUCUUCCCUACCCUAUUUGUGUAUGUGGCUAUUUUCCCUUGCCAUUGCUGUUGUGGCCGAUUGGAUGAUUAGCUCCCAACGUUUUAGCAUUUCAACUACUAGAAAAAUUAUGAAUUCCAUAGGACAAUAUGGUCCCGGUAUAGCUUUGGCUGUUGCCUCCUUUACUGGCUGCAAUCGUGUCUUAACUUUGUUUAUAUUGAGCCUGGGUGUAGGACUUAAUGGCGCCAUUUAUUCAGGUUUUAAAAUUAAUCAUUUGGAUAUAAGUCCACAUUAUGCAGGUUUCUUAAUGGCCGUUACAAAUUGUACGGCAAAUUUUGUGGGUCUGUUUGCACCGAUUGUUUCAGGUCACUUAGUGCAUAAUGAACCAACAAUUGCCAAUUGGCGUAAUGUUUUCUUAGUGGCCACUGUUAUAUAUUUCGUGGGAGCAACGGUAUUCAAUGUCCUCGCCAAAGCUGAACGUCAGACGUGGGAUAGUUUUAAUAAUAAUGAUGAUAAAGAUUAUAAUUUAGAGAAAAGGUAA
Lucilia sericata (common green bottle fly) is the source of this 1520-nucleotide messenger RNA. Its product is annotated as putative inorganic phosphate cotransporter. Lineage: Eukaryota; Metazoa; Arthropoda; Insecta; Diptera; Calliphoridae. Bases 78 to 1520 code for a protein of 480 amino acids. The transcript has a single exon. Gene Ontology annotation, biological process: monoatomic anion transport; transmembrane transport. The record is from RefSeq and is a predicted model, not a curated record. Gene Ontology annotation, molecular function: transmembrane transporter activity.